CGUUGCUGACCGUCGUGGAGUUCGGAUAGCGCGGCAUGUGAAAAGGCAGGGAAGACGCGAAACUUGUGGCUCUAAGAUAAGACUUGAAAAUGAAGUGACAUCGGACAUUUAGCCCGUGCCCCCAGAGGAGAUUUCCAGUAACAGCCAUGUGCUUCUCGUUGUAAACGUGUUGCAAAUCGGAGAAAAACCUGUGGAACAAAACUGCUACGUGUGGUGACUGGUGUACGGAUUAGCGUGUUUGAGUUUCAUAGGGAACAAGUGUUAUGCUGAACUAGUGACAAUGGAAUUUAUACAGAUUAAAGACAUAAGGCCAGGUAUGAAAAAUUUAAACGUUGUGUUUAUUGUCCUCGAAGUUGGUCAUACUACCGUCACAAAGGAGAAUCGUGAAGUGCGAACAUUCAAAGUUGCGGAUGCCACUGCCUGUGUUAACGUAUCCGUGUGGGAUGAGCCUGGACAGCUGAUCGCUGCUGGAGACAUUAUUCGACUGAUAAAAGGUUAUGCCUCGGUGUGGCGUAAUUGUUUAACCCUGUACUCAGGAAAGAAUGGGGAGGUGCAGAAAAUAGGUGAGUUUUGUAUGGUGUUUAAUGAACAGCUAAAUAUGAGCGAACCAAAUCCAGCAUUGACCUCACAGCUGGUAAAUCAAAAUUCUGCAUCUCAGAAUAACAACAUGAACAACUCGAAUAGUGCAAACAGCAGUAAUGGCGGGUUAAUAAACAGGCAUUCUGCAUCUGCUCAGGCACAACCUACACCUCAGAUGAACUCAGUGGCCCCUGCUAAAAGCACCUCAUCCAGUUCAAGGUUUUCAAACGAGCAGACUAGCAAUAACAAAUCUCAGGGCAAGGGCAAUCAGAGAGGGAAGGGGAGCCACAGAAACGGUUCUCGAGGGGAAAGAAGAUAAUACAGACCACAGAAUUCCUGGACCUUUGCCUGACAAUAGACUGACAAACCAUUUGUAACUGUGAAAUCAUUAACAUGAAUUGUAAAUUGCCUUCAGUGUACAGGUAGAUGAUAAAUGCAUCUACUACUGUAGUAAUAAUUUCGCAAAUUAAUUGUACAUUAAUCGAAAAAAAUUCAAUAUAUUUAGCUAAACGAAA
Schistocerca serialis cubense is the source of this 1094-nucleotide messenger RNA. Its product is annotated as SOSS complex subunit B homolog. The record is from RefSeq and is a predicted model, not a curated record. Gene Ontology annotation, molecular function: DNA binding. The transcript is spliced from 2 exons. Lineage: Eukaryota; Metazoa; Arthropoda; Insecta; Orthoptera; Acrididae. Gene Ontology annotation, biological process: response to ionizing radiation; mitotic cell cycle checkpoint signaling; double-strand break repair via homologous recombination. The coding region runs from base 281 to 898 and encodes 205 amino acids. Gene Ontology annotation, cellular component: SOSS complex.